AAAAAAAAAAAAACCUUAAAAAAAAAAAUUAAGGGACCUUUUUCUUUUUUUUACAAAUACAAAAAAAAAAAAAAAUGUUGGGUGAACAAACUACUGCUAAUAAUGUCUGGGAUAGCAAGACACAAACUUUUCAUGGUGGUCAAGAACAUCGUUUUAUUAAUAACUUUGUCGAGGAUUUCAGUGUGACAACAAACUAUCUCGGUACACCUCCUCAAGCCCUCGCCGCUGCCAAACAAGCCAUGGGCGAGAUUCAUCAUUACCCUGCUGCUAAUCAAGAACCUGCAAAGACACACUUGGCUGAAUUUUUAUGGGGUAAAGACUAUGCUGAACAACACGGUCGUUUAUUGAUGGGUAACGGUGCCUCCGAGUUGAUUGAUUUGGUCGUCCGAAAAGCUCUUUUGGCUGCUGCCGAAAGAGGUCAAACCCAGCCUACUUGGAAGGGCAGUCCAUGGAAUGUUCAAUACAGAGAGUAUCAACGUAGUGCUGAAACCAACGGAUUCAAGAUUUUGGAACCUUCCAACCCCGAAAGAGCUGACAUGGUCUGUAUUGUCAAUCCUUGUAACCCUACAGGUGAUUACUUUUCUGUCGAACCCUUGAAGGAAUGGAUCAAGAACAAUGUCAAGUCUGGCGGCAGUGUGAUUGUUGAUGAGUCGAUGCAACCUUGGCAUUCUGCUGAAUUCAGAAAGGAUUCGUUAAUUUCUGAACACGCUUAUGCUAGAGAUAUGUGGACUGAAGAACAGGUAUCUGUGCAUGUGAUGCACUCAUGGACAAAGAUCUGGUCCUGUACUGGACUCCGUAUUGGAUCUGUGAUCUGUCCUACCACAGCACACUGUGAAGCCUUAAGAAAGAUCCAAGUCCCCUGGUCCGUCAAUGGUCCUGCCCUUGCCUUUGUUGAAGCCGUUGUGAACGAGAAAGAUUACUUAAAUGAGACCUGGGAAAACACCACACGUUUAAGAGCUCACUUGAUUGACCAAUUAAGUAGUCUGGAACAAUCAAAGGAGUGGGUUUAUCACGGUAAGAAAUUCUUGAGUUGGGUCUGGUUAGAUAUGAAGUCAGAGGCCAUGGCAGAAAGAGCCAUUGAUUUAGCUCGUGCUGCUGGUGUUCCCGUUCGAAGUGGUAAACCUGGUUACAAGUGUAAUUCAUUCAUUCGUGUUGCUGUGCGUAAAGAAGCAGAGGUUGCUGUAUUAAUCCAAGCCUGGAAGUCCUUGUAAAUAAAUAUAAAAGAAAUAAAUUGCAUAAUUACACACAUACACAUAUUUUGGCAACAAGAAUUUCUAUUUACGGCCUAUAAAAUAAUAAUUGUUUAGUCCAGG
Messenger RNA from Mucor mucedo, 1313 nucleotides. Its product is annotated as pyridoxal phosphate-dependent transferase. Gene Ontology annotation, molecular function: pyridoxal phosphate binding. Bases 75 to 1211 code for a protein of 378 amino acids. The record is from RefSeq and is a predicted model, not a curated record. The transcript has 4 exons. Lineage: Eukaryota; Fungi; Mucoromycota; Mucoromycetes; Mucorales; Mucoraceae. Gene Ontology annotation, biological process: biosynthetic process.